Molecule: messenger RNA, 1431 nt
Organism: Diachasma alloeum
Lineage: Eukaryota; Metazoa; Arthropoda; Insecta; Hymenoptera; Braconidae
Product: coiled-coil domain-containing protein 47
Exons: 4
Coding region: 1-1431 (476 amino acids)
Biological process (GO): endoplasmic reticulum calcium ion homeostasis
Cellular component (GO): endoplasmic reticulum
Molecular function (GO): calcium ion binding
Source: RefSeq, a predicted model, not a curated record
AUGAGACUGUGGCUAGUGAGCCUACACAUUCUCCUGGUGGGUUCAAAUCUCUGGGCAUCUGCCCACUUCCACGAGGAUCUGGAGGAUAACGAGUUUGCCGAGUUUGAGGAUUUUGACGACGUGCAGACGCACCACCACCAGAAGAAGAACAAGCCCCUGGAGUCCUCUCCCUCCUCCUUCUCCCCCUCCCCUUCCCCCUCACCUUCCGAGGAGAUGUUUGAGGAGGACGACGCCCUGGUGGAGGACGACGUGGACUCCGAGUUUGAUCACUUCCAGGAUGAAGAAGAAUUUGAGGGUCUCGAGUCGACCCCCAGGGGUGGAAAUGGCAAGCAGGAGGAGCCCUCGACCCUGACGAUAACCAAAGUUCCGUUGCACUUGCGAGCCAGAUGGGACAGCUUUUAUCUGGAGAUCCUCAUGGUGACAGGUCUCCUCGUGUACUUUAUAAAUUACCUUGCUGGAAGAUCGAAAAACCUCCGGAUCUGCGAAAAGUGGCUACAGGACAACAAGAAAAUUUUGAGGGAUAAUUUUUCACUCGUGGGUGACACUGGUAUAAGCAUCGAGGAGGACGACAACAACGGUCUCGUCAAGGAGUCAGAGUCCCAGUACGAGAUUUACUGCUCUGGAAGGGUGGGCUGUGACUCCAUGCUCAUAGAAUUAAAACUAAUAAAACGACAGGAUUUGGUGGCAGUUCUGUCUCAAAUCUUGAGGCCCCAGAAUGAUCAGGCACUUCUUAAGAUUGAACUCUCCAAAGACGAGAGUGAUAAUUUUGUCCUAGCUGUUGCUACUAAAAAGACUGCAAUGCAUCUGACCAAGGAUAUUGCGGAUAUCGCGACUUACUGCCCUGAAAAAAGGCCUGGGGACAAGUUUGGACUGCCUCCAGGGUUUUUCGUCAUGUCAGAGAUUGCGGAGGCAACCAGUGCCAUUUUAGAUGCCAGAGUUCUGCAGGCGAUUAAUAAGUAUGCACAGCUAGUGGAUUAUGUACAUAUCAGCGAUCAAUUCAGUGGACCUAAGCAGCAGGAAGAGAGUGGACAAUUAGCAAUGCCAGAUGUCAAACGAGUUCUUCUCAUUGGAUUGAACAUCAGUAUAAAGGGUAAACUACUUACAGGUGAAAAUCAGGAAAAAAUGAGACAAUUAUUGCAGCUAUCGUUCUAUCUUUUGGAUAAGUUGAGAAGAUUUAAACUGUCGAAAGAGGGAAAGACGAAAUCCGACAAAAAUCGUUUACGAGUCGAGGAAGCAUUCCUAAAAUCGACCCAUGCAGCUCGUGCAGAAGCAGCAGCCCAGAAACGCGAAGAGAAGAGACGUGCAGAGAAGGAGAGAAUCCUUCAGGAAGAGGAUCCUGACAAGCAGAGAAAGUGGGAGGAGAAGGAGCAGAAGAGAUUAGCCAAAAAGAGGGCACCCAGAAUGAAGCAGCUUAAGGUCAAGGCAUUGUGA